Zymoseptoria tritici IPO323 is the source of this 957-nucleotide messenger RNA. RefSeq lists its product as uncharacterized. The coding region runs from base 1 to 957 and encodes 318 amino acids. The record is from RefSeq and is a predicted model, not a curated record. NCBI's taxonomy places the organism in Eukaryota, Fungi, Ascomycota, Dothideomycetes, Mycosphaerellales, Mycosphaerellaceae. The transcript is spliced from 5 exons.
AUGGCAAUCACUGGAGCCGCUCCGGGCAUCAGCGCUAUCAUACUCGUUGAUGGCGAGCCAUUGAAAGAGUACAUCGACAACACCAUCGAGGAUGGUGACGAUACUGUCACUCGCUUCGUCGAGGCUCUUUCCGACAAGAACUUUCGGAUCCUUCUUCAAGUGGAAAAAGGCACGGAAAUCACUCGCGCCGCGGUGUCGUUUGCCAUCUUUGUCGAUGGCGAAUCUCUCGCCAAUCCAUUCAUCCCCACGUCCUGGUUUCAGUCAAGCAACGGCACGAGCAUCAUUGAAGGCAAAGAAUUGCCAAAUGGCAUGAUCCAGAAGCUGAAGUUCAUUACGCUUGAGACAGUGAGUGACGGUCGCGGUUUCGUCAAGGGAGCUUCGGACAUGAGCGUUCUUGGAACAGUCAUUGUCGACGUCAGCUUCGUGGAUAUCGUGGCGGUCGAGACCUUCGACGAGCUUUCGAAGAACUCUGCCUUGGGCGGUCCUGGCAUCGUCCACGAGGAAGCGAUCAAGGGCGAGGCCAUCACGCAUGGCGUCAACUUCGAGAACCCGGUUGCGUUGGGACAAGACCCGACCGAAGUCUGGACCUCCUACAACGAAGACCAGAAGAGCUAUUCCCGAAUCGUCCUGAAGUAUCGUUCUCUCGAAGCUUUGCAGUCGAUGGGCAUCAUCCCGCGUGCUCCUUCCCCGGAACCGAUCGAGCGCCGUGCUCCAGAGACUCUCACCCUGGAGGAGAUCGUCGAGCUUCAAAAAUCCUUCGUGUCGCAGCAGGCGAAGAAGGACACAAUGGUCAAGAUCAAGCGCGAGCGCGGCGAGAAUGCUCGCCCUCGCAAGCGCUCCCGCCUGACGCCCGGAGCGACGUACCUUUCGCUCGACGAUGACGAGCAAGGUGUGCGCGAGCUCUCCACCGCUACACUCGAUCCAGAGGAGGAGACGGAAGUGAUUGACUUGACCUGA